Podarcis muralis (Common wall lizard) is the source of this 2565-nucleotide messenger RNA. Lineage: Eukaryota; Metazoa; Chordata; Lepidosauria; Squamata; Lacertidae. The record is from RefSeq and is a predicted model, not a curated record.
AUGGCCAAACCUUGCAGAAACAUUUAUGAUGAUCCUCUUCCUAUUGCUCACGAAUUUUACCAGCCAGGAGACCUUGUAAUUGGAGAGAUGGUUUCCCAAGUCAUAUACUUCUCUAAUAUCCAGUCUUUCAGGGAACAGCCUUCACAGAUACUGAUUGAUGAACCUAUCUCCGUGCCAAAGAACUACCAGCACAUCCUGGCCUUAGCAUUUGCUGUCAAAGAAAUCAAUGAGAAUCCCAAAGUCUUAUCCAACAUCUCUCUAGGGUUCCGUGUCCUCAAUAGCUACUACACUGCAAGGAUGACCUACAAGGCCACACUCAACCUGCUCUCCACACAGCAUAGAUUUGUCCCCAACUUCAAGUGUCACAAGUGGAACAAUCUGAUAGCUCUCAUUGGAGGAUGCAUCUCUGAAAUCUCUGCCAAUAUGGCCACCCUUUCAGCAACCCACAAAAUUCCACAGCUCACAUAUGGAUCCUUUUUGGCGAUACAGGAUGCAAACAAGCUAUUCCCAUUUUUAUACCAGAUGGUCCCAAAUGAAGCCAAACAACACAUAGGAAUAGUGCGAUUACUUCAACAUUUCAAAUGGACAUGGAUUGUACUUUGUGCUGUGGAUGAUGACAAAGGGGACCAGUUUCUACAGACAAUUUUACCACUACUCUUUGAGCAUGGCAUCUGCUAUGACUUCAUAGUAAGAUUAGAAAAAUGGAAUUAUCUGGAUGAGAUGAUACGCUUGGCUUUACAGCACUGGGAAAGUUAUGCAAUUGCAUUUGAGACAAAAGCUAAUGUAUUUGUGGUUUAUGGGGAACCUCCAUCCUUUCAGGUUUUGAGAGUAUUAUCCUUUAUAGUACCUGUAAUGGGAUGGCCACCUCUGGGUAAAGUGUGGGUUGCUACAUCUCACUGGGAUUUUGAUUCAGUGUCUAUUCAGAAAGACUGGGAAAUACAGAUGUUCCAUGGUACUCUAUCCUUCACAGUCCACUCAAGUCAGCCAUUAGGGUUCCAGAAGUUCAUUCAGACGAUAAGACCCUUCUGGAACAAAGAGGAUGUAUUCAUCCAGGACGUCUGGCAACAGGCUUUCACCUGCUCCCUGAAAGCAUCUAAUGGACAGGAGGUGGAGGCUGAGCAGAAAGAACCCUGCUCUUUGGAGGAGAAACUGGAGAACCUCCCUGGGGUUUUGUAUGAAAAACACAUGACUGGUCACAGCUACAAUGUCUACAAAGCUGUCUAUGCUGUGGCACAUGCUUUGAACUCCAUAUACAAAUCCAGCUCCAAACAUAGCAGAUUGGCAAGAGGAGAGAGAUUUGCCUUUCUGAAUGUGCAACCAUGGCAGGUCCAUCCCUUUCUGAAGAGCCUUGUAUUCAACAUCAGCACUGGAGAUAUGGUGCACUUUGAUGAACAUGGAGAACUGGUUGCAGGUUUUGAUGUUACCAAUUGGAUCACUUUCCCCAAUGGCUCACUGACUCGAUUGAAAGUUGGACGACUGGAGCCUCAGGUUCCAGCAGGCAAAGAGUUAACCAUCAGUGAUGAGCAAAUUGUGUGGCAUCCAAGUUUUAAUCAGGCGCUGCCCCUUUCUGUGUGCAAUGACAAUUGCAACCCUGGCUUCAGUAGAAAAAAGAAGGAAGGAGAGAAGUUUUGCUGCUAUGAUUGUGCUCCGUGUCCAGAAGGAAUGAUCUCUAGUCAGAAAGAUAUAGACGCUUGCGUCAAUUGUCCAGAGGACCAAUAUCCCAACAUGGAUCAAACUCAGUGUGUUCCCAGGAUUGUGAGCUUCCUCUCUUACAAAGAAAAUCUGGGGAUCAUCUUAGUGGUGUUGGCAAUUUCUCUCUCUCUCAUCACAACUUUAGUACUUGGGAUUUUCCUGAAGCACAAGGAUACUCCCAUAGUCAAAGCCAACAACCGGACCCUCACCUACAUCCUUCUCAUCUCCCUCCUCCUUUGCUUCCUGUGCUCCUUGCUUUUCAUUGGACGGCCUGGAAGGGUGCUCUGUCUUCUCCGACAAAUGGCUUUUGGUCUUGUUUUCUCUUUGGCCAUUUCCACUGUGUUGGCAAAGACGGUCACUGUGGUUGUGGCAUUUAUGGCCACCAAACCAGGAUCCAGCAUAAGGAAAUGGGUGGGGAAAGGCCUGACCAAUUCUAUUGUCCUCUUCUGCUGCUUCAUCCAAGCUGCCAUUUGUGCUCUUUGGUUAAGUACUUCUCCACCGUUUCCAGAUAAGGACACACAUUCAGUGAUUGGGGAAAUCAUACUUGAAUGUAACGAGGGUUCAGCUUCCAUGUUUUACUCUGUCUUAGGCUACAUGGGCUCCCUGGCCACCGCCAGCUUCAUAGUAGCUUUCUUUUCCAGGAAACUCCCUGACAGUUUCAAUGAGGCGAAAUUUAUCACUUUCAGCAUGUUGGUGUUUUGCAGUGUUUGGUUGUCCUUUGUGCCAACCUACUUGAGCACCAAAGGGAAAUACAUGGUGGCUGUGGAGAUCUUCUCCAUCUUGGCCUCCAGUGCUGGAUUAUUGGGUUGCAUCUUUUCCCCCAAAUGCUACAUUAUUGUGCUUAGGCCUGAGCUGAACAACAGGGAGCAAAUG